Molecule: messenger RNA, 842 nt
Organism: Helicoverpa armigera (cotton bollworm)
Lineage: Eukaryota; Metazoa; Arthropoda; Insecta; Lepidoptera; Noctuidae
Product: cuticle protein 64-like
Exons: 1
Coding region: 79-747 (222 amino acids)
Cellular component (GO): extracellular matrix
Molecular function (GO): structural molecule activity
Source: RefSeq, a predicted model, not a curated record
AAGGUAGCCCUAAUGUUUGAAUGUCAGUCAACUCUUGCAGUUCGCUCAGAUUUGUGAUCCUGAAGUAAUCAGUUCAACAUGUUUCGUGUGGUGGUGUUAUUUGCAUCUCUCGCCCUGUGUCAUGGGCACGCAGUACCCGUGGUGGCGCACCACGCUGCUGUAGUGGCGCCGGUGGUGGCUGGCUACGCUGGUCACGGCUAUGGUGGCCAUGGAUUUGGAGGAUACGGCUACGGAGGACUUGGCCAUGCUGGUAUUGGUCAUGCUGGUCUUGGUUUCGGAGGACUUGGCCACGGAGGACUAGGUCAUGGAGGACUUGGCCACGGAGGACUCGGCCAUGGAGGACUUGGUUUUGGAGGCUUAGGUGGUCUCGGAGGCCAUGGAUUGUUGGUCAAGGGAGUGGGACAUCAUAUCCACAAGCGUUCACCUCAUCUCGUCGCUCCGGUUGCGCACGUCGCCCACGUAGCUGCUGUAGCCCCGGUGGCUCAUGUGGCUCAUGUUGCGCCGGUGGCUCACGUUGCGCCGGUGGCUGUGUCUCACCAGUCUCGCUUCGACGUGCAUUCAUCUCCUGCUGUGGUGGCUACCUCAGUAGUGCAGCCCGUUGUAGCCGCCCCCGUGGUGGCAGCUGCCCCCGUAGGACUCCACUUGGGAGGUAUCGGCGGAGGCCUGGGAGCUGGUCUCGGAGGCGGUUUCCACGGUGGUUUCGGAGGCGGACACUACGGACAUGGCUAUGGCUAUGGACACCACUAGUCGCGAUAUAUUUAAAAGAAAAUGAUUGGUUUUGUAAAUUAGGUAUGAAAAUGUAUUGUGUAGCUAUAAAUCUGCAAAUAAAGAUGUGAUAUUAA